AGCUGUUGUUAUUAUUUCCGUGUCUAUGGCCCGCAGUAGCCGUAGUAGAAGUAGCAGCAGGAGCAGGAGUGGCUCGUCCCGCAGUGGAAUUAACGGCGACAGAAGGUCCAAGUCGCCGGCGGCGGGGGCGGGGGCGGCAUCUGAUAAGUCUCCAAAGGAAUCCUCUGAGGUGAAGGAGACGGUGGAGAAGAGGAGACCACCGAGUCGGAGUCGAUCCCCAAGUGAUCCAAGGGAGAGGAGGCGUCGAGCUGAUAGGGAGGAUUUGGACACUUGUAUUGCGCACGCCGUAGAGAGAAGCAAUCUUUUAAAGCGGGAGGAUUUCACUGAAGAUCGAUUGACCAUGAGGAAUCUCGAGGGCUGUUAUUCGAGAUAUGGUGGAUCUUUUGUGGUUGAGCUCAUUGAGGAGGUCCUCCACUCGGUUGGGUUCGAUGUGAGAGAUCGAAGGGACAUCUUGGUCCCUCACAAGUUCGCUGGUAUCCGAGUUAAUAGGAUCAUGCGCUAUAUGGAGGAUGAACGAAGGAGAUCGGGGCCGCCUAGGAAAAUAUCGGUGACGAAACUGAUGGAAAAAUGUGAAAUUACUGACGAUAAGAUGGAGGAGAAGUUGAGAUCGCUAACACAACGUCAAUUGAGGAAGAUAUGCGAGGAGGUUGGUGAGGGAGAAGAAGGUAGGAGACGGUUGGAGGAUAGGUUGGACAUGAGCAGGUCAAAGAGUAGGAGGGGACGACAUAGGAGCCGAUCUCGAUCCUAGAGAGUAGUACUAGAUUAUUAUUUUCC
This is a messenger RNA of Perkinsus marinus ATCC 50983, 774 nucleotides long. RefSeq lists its product as hypothetical. The annotation marks the transcript as partial. The transcript has a single exon. Lineage: Eukaryota; Perkinsozoa; Perkinsida; Perkinsidae. The record is from RefSeq and is a predicted model, not a curated record.